AUGGUAAGAUGGAACAUACUGCCAGCUUCCUACAUCCCGAAUAGUUGCUUCAUCAAUAUCUAUGUCGAGGGUGAUUGCAUCCCUCCUCAUAUAGACCACCACCAUUUUGUGAGGCCCUUCUGCACGGUCUCAUUCAUAAGUAAAAGAAAUAUACUGUUUGGGAAAGAGAUAGAUAUUGUCGGACCUGGUGAGUUCAGAGGAGUUGUAGAGAUUCCAUUGCCAGUUGGUUCAGUUUUAGUUCUGAAAGGAAAUGGGGCAGAUGUCACCAAGCACUGCAUUCCAGGGGUGCGACGUCGUAGGGUGUCCUUAACCUGUUAUAGAAUGGAUGACAGGAAAGCACCAUACGGAUUUCAGCCAGAUCCGGAGCUAGAAGAACUAAUGUCGUAG
This is a messenger RNA of Phalaenopsis equestris, 387 nucleotides long. RefSeq lists its product as uncharacterized. Gene Ontology annotation, molecular function: mRNA binding; demethylase activity. Gene Ontology annotation, biological process: mRNA catabolic process. The transcript has a single exon. NCBI's taxonomy places the organism in Eukaryota, Viridiplantae, Streptophyta, Magnoliopsida, Asparagales, Orchidaceae. The record is from RefSeq and is a predicted model, not a curated record. Bases 1 to 387 code for a protein of 128 amino acids.